This is a messenger RNA of Talaromyces proteolyticus, 789 nucleotides long. RefSeq lists its product as uncharacterized. NCBI's taxonomy places the organism in Eukaryota, Fungi, Ascomycota, Eurotiomycetes, Eurotiales, Trichocomaceae. The coding region runs from base 1 to 789 and encodes 262 amino acids. The record is from RefSeq and is a predicted model, not a curated record. Gene Ontology annotation, biological process: mycotoxin biosynthetic process. The transcript has 3 exons.
AUGGAGCACAAGACGACUGAUCGAACCUCGGAUGAGGUGCCUUUUCUUGCUGACGAGGAGAAAGACGUCUUUAUAAUUUCGAAGCGACUGUCGAGACGAGAAAAAUGGGCACAUCUUUUGCCCUACUCUGGCGUGCUGAACAUAACGCUACUACUAGUACUACUCGCCACAUGGAUCUUGCAAAGACACGACUCGAACAAGGCGUAUAUUCCAAAUGAGAUAUACUCACCUGCACAAUCUGCGGUUGAAUAUCAAACAGUUGUUUUCAGUGGUGGUCUGCGAGAUGACAAGUCGAAAUUCCAAGGCUCUUCAAGCGAUGUAGACGCUCAAUGGGAUGAACUUUACAAUCAAGUGUUAAUAUCCCAAAUUACUGCCGAAUCAGCUGCAAAACUCCCCAACGCAACAACCCCAUUCACAAACGAUGCUAGUCGCUACAUUGUGGAACUCGAUGUUUUUCAUCAACUACAUUGCCUUAAUAUGCUGCGCAAGCUGGCAUAUCCCGACGUCUACAAGACUGAUUUGACAUCAGGCUCGGAAGAAGCUGCUGACAAUAUUUAUCAUAUGGAGCAUUGCUACGAGCAACUGAGACAGUCGCUCCAAUGUUCGUCAGAUAUCAGCACGAUAUAUUGGGAAUGGAGUGAGAAGAAGCAGAAAAUGUUUGGGAACGUGAGGACGACGCAUACGUGCAAGAAUUUUGAAAAGAUUAGAGAUUGGGCGGUAGAGCAUAAGGCCCAGACCGAUUUGGACUUCUUUAAGUAUGUAAAAGGAGCACCAAUACGACAAGAUUAG